UGUUGAAUUCGUUUUCUGACCAUGGCACAGUUGGAAGUGACGGGAGUGUCCUGGCGGAGACGUGCGUUCGUUGCGGCAUUGGCAGCAUGUGCAAUUGCCGCUGAAGUCAACGAUACCAACUUAACCCCUUCCUUGGUGGUGUCGGCCUCCAUUCCGUCAAUUGCUGCAGACCUUGAGAUCGUCGACGAAACUGGAGGACCACACUCUGUCGAUCGAAAUGACGAAGUGUUGACACCAGCCUCCAGUGAUGCUGCACUUGGAGAAUUUGAUAUGCCCACCCCACCUUCCAUUGAUUCCCCUUCAGUUGAGCAGAAUGCCACGGCUUCCCCGGCAACAAUUGCAACGGGAGGAGGUGGCGCUUUACUCCCACCUGUGCUCGUGUCAAACAACUCCAGCACUUUUCCAUCCGAGUCGACCCCGAGUAAUGCACCAGCAAUGGCGGUUGAUAUUCUCAAGACUGCUUUGCCUCCGGCAACCAGUCCACCGGCAACGAGCUCACCGACCACAUCAGAACAAACUACAGGAACACCAACUACAGCAGCUCCUACCACAGCCGCUCCACCUAUAACGGCGUCUGCACCAAUUGCAUCUUCUGCGACCACAUCUACUGCGCCCGCUUCCCCAACACCCGCAUCAUCUCCCACCACAACAACCACCUCUGUACCAUCAACGACUACGAAACAAGUCACGACCGCAGCACCAACGACGGUCUCAAUAACCACGACCGAACUGAAGUCCACGACACCCUCUCCAUCCUCUGCAUGGACUGUUGCCCCCAACCCGUCAGCAGUCCCUGUUGUAGACCACACGAUUAGUCCUGAAGAGCCUUCGACGAAGCAUGGGAAACCUUCCGCAGUGAACGAGAGUGCCAGAGGCAGCAGCCACCAUGGCCCUGCUACGUCGUACACAACGCUCGCGCUUGUGGGAUUUUCGCUCUUGUGCGUUUUCAUCGUGCUUCGUCGGCGUCACCUCCGAGGAUCCACCACCUCUGGAGCAUCGACAGGGAGACCUUCUAGUAGCGGCAAUUACGCCAAACUGAGCAACCCCCACGACCCCGUCGACGAUGAUGACGACUUGGACUGGCAAGAUGAUCCCGAGCUGGGCAGUAGCACCGGACGAAAACGGCUCUCGCCCGACUUCAACCCGUUCUCACGGAAUCAACCGGUCCCGUCGACGCCGAAAUCCGUGCCCCCGCUGUCGACCACGCCGUCGUCUCCGCCUCCUUGCCCACCCCGCUGCAUGUCGAGGCUGCACGAGCCGAUCAAUCCGUUUGCCGUGAACCAUGACGUGUUCAGCGUGCGUAGCCGAUUCAACUGACUCGAACGAUUCAAGCCUCAUCUUGAUUGCAGGAAUUCAACAUGGUGCCCCAAGUAAAAGCCUCCGCCCAGCCCCCUCCUCUCGUGCUGCCGUCCCCUGCAAAACACCCCGUCAUCCCACCACCGCCAGCAUCGACCAGCGCCAUCUUUGCCAUGGAAAUGGACGAUCAUGCAGAAGAUGACGCGUCCGGCUGGGACGAAGACGACUGGACUCACUAGGCAUGCCAUCAGCUUUGUACUUCAACUCGCGAGGUGUUGGAAAAACGACUGCUUCAGCCCUCUUCGACGCUAUGCGUGUGUCGGGAUGGCAGCGUGCGACGACGGAAACGUGGGGUUUGCGUACAUCCUUUCAAAAACCAACAUGAACCAGUUGACGCGACAUUCGCCUCCAC
Molecule: messenger RNA, 1708 nt
Organism: Aphanomyces invadans
Lineage: Eukaryota; Oomycota; Saprolegniomycetes; Saprolegniales; Verrucalvaceae
Exons: 3
Coding region: 22-1317 (431 amino acids)
Source: RefSeq, a predicted model, not a curated record